This is a messenger RNA of Stegodyphus dumicola, 3494 nucleotides long. RefSeq names its product guanine nucleotide exchange factor DBS-like. The record is from RefSeq and is a predicted model, not a curated record. NCBI's taxonomy places the organism in Eukaryota, Metazoa, Arthropoda, Arachnida, Araneae, Eresidae. Gene Ontology annotation, molecular function: protein binding; guanyl-nucleotide exchange factor activity. Gene Ontology annotation, cellular component: cytoplasm.
GGUAUUGGCGGUAAUUUCAGUCAAGAGUAAAAUUGCUAUCAUGAAUGCAAGUUUGGGUAAAUGAUUUGAAUGUGCAUUUUCGUUUUGCCUCACUUUUAUAACCUAGGUGGCAGAACAGCUGAAGGUUAUCCCAUCAUCAUCUUUCCUGAUACAGGAACUUUCUGGAGUCUUUCUGAUGAAGACUACCAUAAAUUGAUUCUGUACCUCACCAAUGUGCCUACGUUGCAAGAUGCAGAUUUAGGAUUUGUUCUUGUUAUUGACAGAAGGAAUGACAAAUGGAGUGCGGUGAAAACUGUCCUUUUAAAAAUCUCGGGGUAUUUCCCAGGAUUAAUUCAAGUGGUAUUUGUCCUUCGUCCACUGGGUUUUUUCCAGAAAGAUUCAGAAGUUAGUAAUAAAUUCUUUAGAGAAGAGUUUGAGUUUAGGCUUGUGAUUUGUGGCAGUGUUGAAGAUAUACAUCAUCACAUUGAUCCCAGCCAAUUAACUGUUGAUUUAGGGGGUACCAUACCUUAUAACCAUGAAGAAUGGAUUCAACAAAGAGUGGCUGUUGAGAAUUUUACGAGUAAUCUUCAAGAAAUAUCUUCUUCUCUGCGAGAAAUGACUCGAAGAUUGCAGGAAACCGAGUUUCCGAAUGAUGUUCAAUCUACCUUAUCUCUUCUGGAAGAUCAGGGAGGUGAAUAUCAGAAUUUGAAGGAGGACAUACGGAAUGCAGCCAUGCAUGGAGAAACACUGCUUAGUUGUAUUAGAAGACCUGCAGUACAAAGUGUUGCAUACAUGAAAAGCUCCGAUAGGUUCAUUAAUGCAGCAGCUGUACAAAGAUUGCUGUUGCAACUUGAUGAGACAGAAAAAGGGUUUGAUUCCUUUUGGUCACAGCAUGAAAAGCGGCUCAGUCAGUGCCUUGAACUUAGAAAAUUUGAACAAGAAUUCAAAGAGUUACAGGUCACUCUUUCUGGAAAUCUUCGAGAAUUAGCAGAUAUUCCAGAGACAGGUGAUUCUGUUUCAGAGGUAGAUUCACUUCUUGCGGCUCUGGAAGGAUUUCGUAGUGAUACUGAAGAUGAUUUGGAUAAAGCUGAUCAGCUACAACAAGAUGGGGAAAAAUUAAUAGCUGCCAAUCAUUAUGCUGUAGACUCCAUUGCACCAAAAUGUAUUGAGCUUGAAAGGAUUGCUGCUGAUAUUCGACAGCAACUAGCUUUUCGUAUAGAGAUAUUAAGGAAGAGUAGAGACCUUCAAGCAAGAAUAGAAAAAGCAAAUAAAUGGUGUACAAGAGGAGUGAAUCUUUUAGCUGGUCAACAAAUAGAAAAAUAUUCCUCUCCAACAUUUGCUCAGGCUGCCUUACGUGAAAUAGAAUAUUUUUUAGAAAGCUCAAAUGAGUUUCGCCUCAAUGACCCUAAGGAGAUUCAUUCAUUAUUUAAAGGGGUAAUUACUCCUGAAUCCAGAGCUCUUGUUCAGCAGGUACUUAAACGAAUAGAAGAUGUUCAGAUGAUGUGUGAAAAGCGGCAGUGUAGUCUUCAGCGCAUCGUUUCAAGAAACAAAGGUCCUGUUCAGGCUGUUAUUCCAGAACCAAUUUCAUCUAUACCAACUUCAUUGCAAGCUCCUUCUGGAAAGUCACCAGAGGGUAGAAGAAAAAUUGUUAGAAAGACUAAGACUGUGCCUAAGUUUAAAAUUGAAGUGCGCUUUGGUGAUCCUCCGUGUGAGCAGAAUAAUUUACUUCAAGUUCCUGACUGCAGUAGCGAAUCUAGAUCACCAUCACCAAGAAGCUGUCAGGAAAUACUCCAAAAUAAAAGAAGUCAUGUUAUGGCUGAGCUCAUCGAGACUGAGAAAGCGUAUGUGACAGAACUAGACAGCAUAAUUCAGGGUUAUAAACGAGAAAUGAACAAUAGUGCAAUGAAAGAUUUAGUGCCUUCUUCUCUCUAUGGUAAGGCUGACAUCCUGUUUGGAAACAUGGAGGAUAUCUAUUCAUUCCACAGCAAUGUCUUCCUUAGAGACCUCCAAGCCUGUAGUAGUACCCCAGAAUUAGUUGGGCAUUGUUUUGUGAACAGGCGGGAUGCCUUCCAUAAAUUGUACACUACUUACUGUCUCAACAAGCCCAAGUCUGAAGCCUUACGUAGACAGUGUGGCGAUGAUAACCCAUUUUUCAAGGAAUGUCAAAGGAAUUUAGGCCAUAAGCUGCCUCUAGGAGCUUAUUUAUUAAAACCUGUCCAAAGGAUAACAAAGUAUCAAUUACUUUUAAAGGAUUUAUUAAAGUGUGUAGAUGAAGAUACAGGCCAGUCGGAUCUUCAAGAAGCAGUUGAUGCUAUGUUAGAAGUUUUGAAAUAUGUAAAUGAUAGCAUGCAUCAAAUUGCUAUAACAGGUUUCUAUGGCAGCUUGGCUGAUUAUGGAAAGCUUCUACUUCAAAGUGCAUUUAGCGUAUGGAUGGAAAGAAAAAAGGAAAGGAUUCGUGAACUUCGCUUUAAGCCACGUUCGCGCUACAUUUUUUUAUACGAGCAGUUAGUUCUUUUUACUAAGAAAUAUGGUAGAGAUGACAACCCUAGUUAUGCAUUUAAAAAUGCUCUAAAGACCUCGCAGAUAGGAUUAACAGAAAAUAUGAAAGGAUAUAGAGGUGAUAAAAGAAAAUUUGAAUUGUGGUUGCAUGGGCGUUCUCAGGUAUUUAUAAUACAGGCACCUUCAGUUGAAGUAAAAGAGGUUUGGGUGAAAGAAAUUAAGAAAGUUCUUCUAUUACAGUUUGAACAUCUAAAAGAUGAAAAUUUGAAGCAACAUUCUGAUAAAAUACAAAAACUGAGCUACAUCAAUGGCGUUUGCCAGUCUCCCAUAGUUAGUCACAGUAGUUUUAGUUGGCACAAUGGGCCGGCCUCUUACCGCAGUAGUCCUAUAACUACAAGACAGCCAGGAGAAUUAGGCCGCCGUGCCACUGUUGCUUCACUUCCAUAUCGCAGAGAGGAAAGAACUUCAUACUCUGAUGAUGGAUGGUCGUCUGCUGAUGAUUUCUCCCAAACUGAAGAUGAGGAUGAUGAAGGCGAUGUUUUUGUUAUAACAACCGAGGUUGGUGGUCGUUAUGUGGCUCUGGGUGACUAUGAAGCUGUCGAUGUUGGGGAAGCUUCACUAAAGGAAGGAGAAACUGUGGAAGUGGAAAAAGUAGGCUGUGCUGGUUGGUGGUAUGUUCGUGUUUUAGAUACACCUAAGAAAGGAUGGGUUCCAGCUUCAUACCUUGGACAACCCAAUGGAAAGAGUGGAUCACAUUCCUCUCCUUCUGUCAGCAGCCAAGACUCAAUAACAGGAUGCCUUCUGCAUGCCACAAGCUGUAAAUCCAGUAUAACUGGCUCAACAUUUGAAACAACUUAAAAAACAGCUUUUUAUAUGAGAAAUUCAACUUACUACUGCAAACAUUGUAGAGAAAGAGCCAAAAUAUUUCAUCAAAGUCAUUUCAACAAACUUUGAAGGAUGUUCAAGUAGGAAUUUUUGCUAGAAAUUUAAUAUCUUGAAUCUUUAUUAUUUCUCAA